AUGACGGUGACUCAUAAGCGGCCUAAUAAGCAACAGGAAACAGAUAAACCGCCUGACUACCAACCGGGAAUCCGCUUCCAUUGCGAUGCAUGCGCUAGGGAUAUUACUCAAUCCGUGCGUAUGAGAUGCGCAGAAACCUCCACUUGCGAAGAGGUCGAUCUUUGCCCACCUUGCUUUUUAGAAGGAAAAACCAUCGGCAAACACAAACCGUGGCAUCCAUACAGAGUCAUCGAACAACACAGCUAUCCGAUAUUUACAGAUGAUUGGGGUGCAGAUGAAGAACUUCUUUUGUUAGAAGGAUGUCAGUUAUAUGGUUUGGGUAAUUGGCUGGACGUUAGCGGCCAUAUCGGCAGCAGAUCCAAAGAGGAGGUUGCAGAUCAUUACCACAAUGUCUACUUGUCUGGCGAUGAUUGCAUGCCGCCUUCAAAUGCGGAUAUUAAAAUUGACUUGGAUACCUUUCACGCAAGGAAAAAGGCUCGAAUAGAAGAAUUACGCAACAAACCGAUCGAAAUCCCCCCUCCAAAGACAAAACCUCUUACAUCCGUACCUACAAAUCAUGAAGUUGGCGGCUUCAUGCCUGGUAGACUUGAGUUUGAGCACGAAAUAGAGAAUGAAGCAGAAGUGUUGAUCAAGGACCUUGAAUUUGGACUAGUACAUGGAUACAAAGGUGAUAGUCUACCUGAUCCUCGCAGACCUGGUAGUACUAGUCGUGUGAAGAUAGAAAAUAGUGAGAGCGGUGAAGCAGAACUACCACCACCUCCACCAAACGAGGAAAUUGUUGAGGAUGAACCUCAUCCAGACUUACAAUUGAAGCUUACAUUGAUGGACAUCUACAAUGGCAGAGUUGAUAAGCGUUUACUUGCAAAAAGGUUCAUCUUUGAUAGAGGUUUACUUCAACAUAAGAAAAUUCAGGCAACGGAAAGGAAACGACCGCGUGAUGAGAAAGAUUUGGUGAAUAGACUUAAGCCGUUUGCUAGGUUGCAGUCUGCACAAGAACACGAGAGGUUUGUUGAUGGCUUAGUCUAUGAAAUGACGUUACGUAAACGCAUUGGUGAACUACAAGAGUAUAGAAGAAUGGGAUUGACUAAUUUGGCAGACGUCGAUUUGUACGAAAAAGACAAAGUGGCAAGAGCAACCUUCAGACCAAUGCCUGGACGUGAACAGUUAUUACAGAAUGGUAGUAGCAAUAGCAUCACUGCUAACAGGAGGGAUUCAAAGAAAUCUGAAGAGUUUUCUAGAGAGUCCACACCAUCCGUUCGUUCAAUAAAGAAGACGCCAACGUCAUUAGCAUCGUCACAAUCGCUCUACUUACUCAAUCAUGAAGAACAAAAGCUUUGUCAGACUUUGAAGAUUCUACCAAAGCCUUACCUUGUUAUUAAGGAGGCAAUAUCAAGGGAAUAUCAUAAAAGAUCAGGUAGAUUGACCAAGGAAGAUGCAACGAAACUGAUAAACGAUGUCGAGAAUUCAAAAAUUGAGGAUAUAUAUAGAUUCUUAUUGAAGAUCGGAUUCUUGAAUGUACACACUUUGAAUAUACCCACUUAA
Molecule: messenger RNA, 1542 nt
Organism: Wallemia ichthyophaga EXF-994
Lineage: Eukaryota; Fungi; Basidiomycota; Wallemiomycetes; Wallemiales; Wallemiaceae
Product: Transcriptional adapter 2
Exons: 5
Coding region: 1-1542 (513 amino acids)
Biological process (GO): regulation of transcription by RNA polymerase II; chromatin remodeling
Cellular component (GO): nucleus; SAGA-type complex
Molecular function (GO): chromatin binding; zinc ion binding; protein binding
Source: RefSeq, a predicted model, not a curated record